This is a messenger RNA of Pseudopodoces humilis (Tibetan ground-tit), 942 nucleotides long. The record is from RefSeq and is a predicted model, not a curated record. Lineage: Eukaryota; Metazoa; Chordata; Aves; Passeriformes; Paridae.
AUGGGGAAUGGGCACUGGGAAUGGGCACUGGGAUGGACUGGGAGGGGACUGGGAGUGAACUGGUCCAAACUGGGAGUGAACUGGUCCAAACUGGGAGGAAACUGGUCCAAACUGGGAGGAAACUGGUCCAAACUGGGAGGAAACUGGUCCAAACUGGACCGGCUGUACUUUGUGAUGGAGUACGUCACCGGCGGCGACCUCAUGUACCACAUCCAGCAGGUCGGGAAGUUCAAGGAGCCGCACGCGGCUUUUUACGCGGCUGAAAUCGCCAUCGGCCUCUUCUUCCUGCACAACCAAGGGAUCAUCUACAGGGAUCUGAAGCUGGAUAACGUCAUGCUGGACGCUCAGGGCCACGUGAAAAUCACCGAUUUCGGGAUGUGCAAGGAAAACAUUUUCCCGGGAAACACCACCCGGACUUUCUGUGGAACCCCCGACUACAUCGCUCCAGAGAUUAUCGCCUACCAACCCUAUGGAAAAUCCGUGGAUUGGUGGAGCUUCGGCGUCCUCCUCUACGAGAUGCUGGCGGGGCAGCCCCCGUUCGACGGCGAGGACGAGGAUGAGCUUUUCCAAUCCAUCCUGGAGCAGACGGUGACGUAUCCCAAAUCCCUGUCCCGCGAGGCCGUGGCCAUCUGCAAGGGGUUCCUGACGAAACAUCCCGGGAAAAGGUUGGGAGCGGGGCCGGGGGGGGAGCAGGAGGUCCGGGCUCAUCCCUUCUUCCGCCGCACGGAUUGGGAACGCCUGGAGCGCCUGGAGGUGCCGCCCCCCUUCACCCCCCGCCCGUGCGGUCGGAACGGGGAGAAUUUCGAUCAUUUUUUCACGCGGGCGCCGCCGGCUCUGACGCCCCCGGACGCGCUGGUCCUGGCGGGGCUGGACCAGGCCGAGUUCGAGGGGUUCAGCUUCACCAACCCCGACUUCCCUCAGCCCUCGGGAUCCCUCGUCUGA